This is a messenger RNA of Colletotrichum acutatum, 1925 nucleotides long. RefSeq lists its product as uncharacterized. The transcript has 3 exons. Lineage: Eukaryota; Fungi; Ascomycota; Sordariomycetes; Glomerellales; Glomerellaceae. The record is from RefSeq and is a predicted model, not a curated record. The coding region runs from base 145 to 1800 and encodes 551 amino acids.
CCUUCCGGUACCCUCGUCCCUGGACGUACACCCAAAAAGGAUCCCUUUGAGGGUGAAUAGGUUGAGAAAUGGGUAGAAGGGGUCCGGCCACUAGUUGAUCUUCUCUUCCACGCCUGGCUUUGUUUUCGGUGCGUUUUCUUUUUCAUGUUUCGCUUGUUACAACAACUUCACAUAAAUAAUUCGCCUAGGAGCGUCAUAUCAGCAUGUAUCGAGGAUGCUGCGAAAUUCGAAAACAAGCUGAUAAUGUUGAAGAUUGAACACAUGGCUUCUCAUGCUCUUGUGCCUAUCUACGUGCCUCAAUUAUAUUUCAACUCUGCUCAAGAUCUCAUCUAUGCACUCGCCCAUGAACGGUUCUUUGUCAUUGGCCUGACGGCUGACCGCCAAUACUGGGAGGUUGCUGCCCCACCGGAGUCACUGCAAAUUCUCCUUCUCAAGAACGUCCAUUUUGAGAUGAAUCUGCAAUACGAGCUUUUCGUACCUCAUCCUGCCGACAGUCUAGAGCUGGGUCAUGACAGAGCAGUGAUGCUGGCCCGAGCUCGUUUUAUCCGCGGGACUUUCCAGAGUGUUGCCACCGAACAGGUUCCCGCGCUUACAUCGUUUCUUGAAAGACGUUCACAAUGCUUAGCCACGCCGAUGAAGUGGGCAAUGCUAGCAUACCGUCUCUGGGUAAGGACACCAAAGCCGAAAGCACACUCCUUUGAGCCGGCUCAUCCUGGCUGUGAGCAGGGAUCCUCACUUGACACCCGCUGCCGCUUCUAUGGAGUCCUCGCGUUAUGCAGGAAACUGCUCGAUAGUAGCAUGAUCGCCAUACCGAUUCUUGAAAAGAACGUCUAUCUGUCGCUCCAGAACAGAGCUCUUGUUCCAUUAUAUGAGGACCUUAGUGAGCUUCAUUGUUGCUCCCUUCUCCAUAUAAUUCUGGAGUCUGUGGGCGGCGCCAACUUGGAUCAAGCAUCGUUCAACCAUUUCGACUCAGCCGUUCCUUAUCCCAUGAACUUGCUACUAUGCGGUACCGUCCAAGAACAUCUAGACCUUGGCGGAAUAGACGUUGCUACUGCAGCUAUCGAGGCUUCGUACGAUAUACCAGGCGUCGAGGACCUGAGAUACCUUCAUAUUUUACCAUUAAGAAUCCUAGAAGGAUUGCCUGGCUCUUUGAUAUCGCAAAUGAGCCCCCGUGACACCACCAUACUGAUACCCUAUCUGGAACAAACAAGCUCAUGCUCCAAUAAGCCGAACCAGACCGACGACGUUGCGGGCCUAUCAGCUGGGCUAGUGGUGGAGGGAGUUGGCUGCAGGCUUAGAUCCGGGUUUUGCACGUGGUUGAGAUCCCCAGAUGGAACCGCGUUCCGCGAGAAGCUUCACCUGAAUUUGCGCGGUCCACAAACUGGUUUGCAAUUCUUCUGGAGUUUCUUUGCACUGCUCGGUGUGGCCCGACAUCUUGAUCCUGUCGCUGUGGAGGAUCAUACUAAUGAGGUAAUGCUUACCGCUUUUGAGGAUAUCAUGACUGAUGGCAGCGCUGAUACACGACUCUCGUUGCUGGAGAAGAUGAUCCAUCCUAUGAGAUUGGCGCUUCGACGACUUCCCAAUCAGGAGCUUUUGGUCUCACACUGGACAUACCUGGAGAAGACUCAGACAUGGACUCUUGGAAAGUCCAGCCCAAACUCCCUGAUAACACAGUAUUUUCUUCAGAGAAUGCACUCAUUGUUCGAAUCAGACGUCGAGAUUUCCCAUGCGGAAGCAGUGCGUAGCGCUGGAUACAAAAUGAGUACGGUGAAUGAUCUUCUUAGAAGUAUCACAUCAUAGUCAGAGAUAGUCAAUAGAGCAAAGCUGGUAGCUGUACACCUCCACGCAGGUGCUAGUGGAUAUUGUGGCUCAUGGUCUUGCUGAUCGUACAUGUUGCCGAUGACUAAGCGGAUAUGACUCCGUAG